Molecule: messenger RNA, 375 nt
Organism: Racocetra persica
Lineage: Eukaryota; Fungi; Glomeromycota; Glomeromycetes; Diversisporales; Gigasporaceae
Source: the annotation of a GenBank genome assembly
GCCUUUAUUCACAUGAAUUAGGAGGUGUUAAAGACAAAAACCUUUAUCCAGUAAGAGGCCAAUCAGUGACAGUGAAGUUGUCUCAAUCAUGUUUGAAAUGGGCAUGUUUUAGACGAGGUUACAAUGGAGAACCAAAAACAGUCACCUACAUAAUACCGCGCGAAAAUGGCAAUGUGAUUCUUGGCGGAACUCUUGAAGAAAAUAAUCCCUCUACAGAUAUUGAUCAUAAUUUAGCUGGAAAAAUUAUUCAACGAUGUCUUGCCACUCGUCCAGAUCUAUUGCCAAAAGACCAAACUGAACUAACAAUUAUAGGGCAUCGAGCUGGUCUGCGACCUUGCCGUAAGGGUGGCGUAAGAAUCGAGGCUGAAUGGAAAG